AUGCGAAUGGCAACAAGUCAACCAGACAUAACUACACCAUCUUCCUCAUCCAAAGGAAUGUUUGCAUGGAUGCUUCCAAUUUAUACAGUUGGCGUCGUUGCAUUCCUUAUUUAUACCCUAGUUAAGUCAAAAAAGAAGCGACGAAUUAGGCGGCAUGAUUAUUCAUCGACGGAAAGUGAUUCAGACGAAGAUUAUAAUCGGAACGAUGGACGAACAAGGGGCAUUGGUAAACGGAAGCUGAAGGGACUUCAGGAACGUUUAAGGCAAACUGAAAUGGCAAUGGAGAAGAUUUUGGAACAGUUGAAUACAAUUUCUGCUGAAGUAGCUGGCGCAACGAAGCAAAAUUUGGCAGAGGAGACAGGAAAUAAGGAUUCACUGAAUCAGUGUUCUGACCAACAAGAUGGGAAAACAGAGCAAUAUUUGCGGGAUCUUGAGGAGGCAUUACGCGAUUUCAAGGAGCUUUCCAAAAGAUACAAAAAAGAAGGCAAUGAUAGUAGCAUCAGUGACACUGAUCCAUACACUGAUGAAGGUAUACACGAUGAAGCCGCCAUGGAUACAAGUGAGCAACGCAAACUUCAAGAACCUAGUUCUUUCGAUAAACAUCUAAGAAAGCGUGGAAAAAGUUAA
Molecule: messenger RNA, 627 nt
Organism: Brugia pahangi
Lineage: Eukaryota; Metazoa; Nematoda; Chromadorea; Rhabditida; Onchocercidae
Source: the annotation of a GenBank genome assembly